This is a messenger RNA of Protopterus annectens (West African lungfish), 1791 nucleotides long. RefSeq names its product cardiotrophin like cytokine factor 1 (gene CLCF1). The record is from RefSeq and is a predicted model, not a curated record. The transcript has 3 exons. Lineage: Eukaryota; Metazoa; Chordata; Ceratodontiformes; Protopteridae. The coding region runs from base 287 to 907 and encodes 206 amino acids.
ACACACUAGUUACUGUAACUGGUGAUUCCACGAUCAUAUGCUGUUUCAAAUUGGGAAUUUUGAGGCCGCCCGCCUGUAUAUAUAUAUACUGACCUCUUGUAGUGGGUAUAAUGUGGCAGACAAGAACUGGCUUAGUUGUACAGAAGACAGCAAAGGAACUUGAACACCUGAAUACCAGCAAAGGCACUUGAGAAUACAAGCAUAAGAGAAUUGGGACUGUGUGAAAAGCAUCGUGUUAUAAAGAAAAGGAGCAUAUAAGAGAAUUUUAGUCACUACCACUGUUAAGAUGUUUUCUACCAAGAGCUAUUUAUUUAUCGUUUUGAUCGCCGUUUUCCAUGGUUGUGAGUUUGCUCCCAUUCCAGCAGCAUCUACCAUUGCUCAGACACUUCAGUUGUCUCUCUUCCUCCAAAGCAGGACAGCAGAUCUUCUGUCAACAUACCUCAGUUAUCAAGGAUCACCAUUUAGUGAUUCGGGUUUCAGUUCUCCUGAUCUGGAUUACACUGGUGUGCCAAAGGCUGAGAUCUCGUACACUGCCUGGAGACAAAUGAGUGCUGAAAACCGUCUGAAAGAAAACAUCAAGGCUUACCGGAACUUCACAGAUUUUUUUCUGUUGAUCUCAGAUGACCAGAUGCAGCUGAACCCAUCAAAGUCUGACUUGUUGACCAAACUGAAUAGCACCAAAACGAGCAUUGAAGGUCUCCUUAACAACCUGUAUUCUAUCAUGGCAUCUAUGGGCUUCUCUCUGCCACCUGUGGGCAGCACACUCAGUUCCUCAGCCUACACAGCAGACAGCUUUACCAGGAAAGUCAGGGGCUAUGUUGUCUGUAGGGAUUACGGCUACUGGAUGGACAGGACUGUUCGUGACUUCCAGAAGCUCAGCACUGACUAUCCUAUAACAGCCAAAUGAAAAAGUUGUUUUGGGGCAAAAUGAAUCUAGAAGAGAGAGAGAGAGAGAUUAUUGUUACAAGGAUAGUAGUUAAUAUACAUUGUUAUUUAUUUGUAAGUUAUGUUUUCAUUGAUGUAGAAUGCAAUUCUGAAAAGCACUACAGUUUUCACUUAAACUACUUGAAACUCAAAGUAUGGAUUACUGAAUACAAGAACAUAGUUAGGUGACUGGUAUUGAACUUAUGUGGGCUGUAACAAUUUAGUGAAAGAGUGAUAGUGGGUUGUAAAAUGUAAAACACAUGUAUACACGUAUACACACACACACACACACACACACACACACACACACACACACACACACACACACACACACACACACACACACACACACUCCCUGCUUUGAGAUGAUUAUGCCAUAAAUGCAGUCACUUAUUUAAUGCAUAGUGUGUGUGUUAUACUUCAGCAAUACUAGAUAUUUUACCUGUAACUGCCAACAUAUCAUAUAAAGGACAUACAUAUGUUUAGUCACAUAUAAUUACAUUAUUUUCCACUAAGUCAGAACAGCAGAGCUAGAAAUACCUAACUUUCUGACCUUGCCACUGAACUUUUGAAAAAUAUACAAGAGUUAUUUUUUUAGUAACACUUGAGAGUGUUGCUGCAGGCAGACAGCACUCUGAGAAUGAAAUGCUUCACAUAAUAACACAGCACCACACGGUUUGAGUGUGGGGGGCAGGGAUAUUUCGACAGAAAUCCAGUUCUGCUUCUGAGGUUUUAAUGUUCAUUAUCCUUAUUCGCAUCACAUUGUAAAAUAACUACUUGCACUAGUGGUCAGCCAAGAACAUUCCUACCACAUGUUAAAUUGCAUUUUUUAUUUAUCAAAGAAAAACUAUUUAUAAAGUGAGGAUA